Molecule: messenger RNA, 1905 nt
Organism: Desarmillaria tabescens
Lineage: Eukaryota; Fungi; Basidiomycota; Agaricomycetes; Agaricales; Physalacriaceae
Product: thioesterase-like superfamily-domain-containing protein
Exons: 15
Coding region: 1-1905 (634 amino acids)
Biological process (GO): UV-damage excision repair; nucleotide-excision repair involved in interstrand cross-link repair; nucleotide-excision repair, DNA damage recognition
Cellular component (GO): nucleotide-excision repair factor 1 complex
Molecular function (GO): damaged DNA binding
Source: RefSeq, a predicted model, not a curated record
AUGGCCGACGUCAACAGACCAGUGACUCCUCCACCGAAGACCAUGCCAACACCACUUACUCCCGAGCAGAUUCGACAAUUCGAACUCAAUCGCCUGAAAGCGAAGCAGAGGCAACGUCAACGCGAAGAGGAAAUAUCUGCAUCAUCCUCGCUUAACAGCAAUAGAAAGCGACCUAUAGGAGUAACACCUGCCACUUCAAACUCGCCUACCAGCUCGAGUCAGCCAUUACAGCGUGACUCGCGACUUGGCACAUACUUUGAAUAUGACUUAUCGAAAAUGGUUAACUCCAAAGGCGGUUUCCUUGUCGAAGAUGAUAAAGAUGCCGACGAGGAGGUCCGACGGAAGGAGAAGGAACGAGAAAGGCAGAGGGCAAGGCAGAACCAAGAGCCAGAUAUCGACCACACGUAUAAGAACAUUUUCAAGUGCUUAAUAUGCAAACGAUGCCAAGACGAAAAGCCAGACAAAUACAGUCUUCUCACCAAGACGGAAUGUAAAGAGGAUUAUCUUCUGACAGACGCUGAACUACGCGACCAAGAGCUUCUACCGCAUUUGCUAAAGGCAAACCCCCACAAAUCUACAUUUGCUAAUAUGAUGCUGUUCCUUCGUUGCCAAGUUGAAGAUUUCGCAUGGAAGAAAUGGGGAUCACCGGAAGAAUUAGACGCAGAAUAUGAACGACGGAUGGCCGAAAAGAAGAGAAAGAAGAAUAAGAAGUUUGAGCAGGGACUGAGAGAUCUUCGCAGACGAACGAAGGAAGGGAUCUGGCAGAGAAGAAAAGAUGAAGAGCACGUUCAUGAAUUUGGGCCGGCAGAACGAGGAGAUGAUGGCAUGACGAGACAAACAUGCGAUGACUGUGGAUUUAUGGACGACCCAUCUCUCAAUAACCAAGCAGAACAUGAGCAAAUCUCUACUGCGUUAGAGGUAGAACGGCUCGAAGUGAACCUCUUUCGCUCUAAAUCCCUUUGGAUGCCCACCCGUGCUCGUGGUGUCUUUGGAGGACAGGUCAUCAGUCAGGCUUUAGUUUCUGCUACUUACUGCGUGAAUCCGGCAUAUGGUUUACAUUGUUACUUUCUCACAAGCGCGUCUCCCGCCACCCCAAUCGUUUACUACGUCGAACGCCUCCGUCAAGGAAGGUCAUACACCUCCCUUUGUGUCAAAGCCGUGCAGAAUGGAUCCAUGAUAUUCAUCCUCAUGUGUUCGUUCCAAAAGCCUGAACCUUGGCAGCCAUCGCACCAGUGGUCCAUGCCCGACGUUCCGACCCCAGAGGAAUGCGACCUUGAAGAAGACCAUAUGCUCAGAGAUAGCAACAGAGACAACAUGACUGCAAGAAUCAAGCAUAUCCUCAAAUUAUAUGCAGAUAGUCCAUGUGCACAGGAGAGGACAAAGAGCCCUAUUGCUAUCAAACGAGCGAAGGAACAUGAAAUAACCUCGGACGGCAGUACUAGGUAUAUGUAUUGGAUGAAAGCAAAGAACAUUCCCCAGUAUGAGCCGCAUUUUCAAAAGCCAAGACAGCCUUUCCUAAUUAUUGGCCCAGUGUAUCCUCGCCUAUCUAUCGGAUUUAUACUUUCUUGUCGCGAAUUAAGCAUCAGUGUCGCUGGUCGAAUUUUAGGUCUCACACGCUAUUCGAAAGGCCCAGAGGCAUUGGCUAUGUCUUCAACCAUCGACCAUGCCAUCUACUUUUACGAGUCAGCUCAUCUUUCUUCCCUUGUCACCAGCGAUACCGUUGACUGCGGUGAUUGGUUGCUGUACACGAUGGAAUGUCCGAGGGCAGCCUCAGGCCGCGGUGUCAUGAGAGGGCAGAUAUUUACCCGUGGUGGAACCUUAGUUGCUGUUACAACACAAGAAGGUGUCGUCCGAGCAAACAUUCGCGGGCCUGCUGAGGAAGUGAAGGUUCCUACGAAACUAUAG